GAAGCGCGGCUGCUCGCCCAGUGUCGCCAGUAGCGUGUGAACCCGCCUUUCCAAGCAAGUUUGAGCGCUGAAAACCUACAGCAGCCCGUCUAUUCAGCACUUCUUAUACAAUUUUUACAGCAGUAUGGUGAGAAGAGAAGGAGAUGACACAUAUUCCGCCACUAAUUUGUUACACAAAAAAGGCAUUUGGACGAAUGGGAUCAAAUUUGCCAGUAAGGGAGAAGAGAAGAGGGGCUUGUCAGUGUGCAAUAAGCUUUGCUAUGCAGCCGGAGGUGCUCCAUACCAGAUCACAGGAUGUGUGCUGGGAUUCUUCCUGCAGAUUUACCUUCUCGAUGUGGCACAGCUGGAUCCUUUCUACGCCUCAAUAAUCCUGUUUGUGGGUCGAGCUUGGGAUGCAGUGACGGACCCCUUGAUCGGUUUUCUGGUCAGCCGGAGUCCCUGGACCCGCUUCGGCAGGAUGAUGCCCUGGAUCGUAUUGUCCACUCCUCUGGCGGUGAUGUCCUACUUCUUGAUCUGGUACGUCCCCCCUGUCGAGAAAGGCAAGGUCGCCUGGUACCUGGUUUUCUACUGCCUCUUCCAAACUCUACAAACGUGCUUCCAUGUUCCCUACUCCGCCCUUACGAUGUUCAUCAGCUCCGAGCAGAAAGAGAGGGACUCCGCCACUGCAUACCGAAUGACCGUAGAAGUAAUGGGAACACUGGUGGGCACAGCGAUCCAGGGCCAGAUAGUGGGAGGAGCCACUGCUCCUUGCAUCCCAGUGACGACUGACAGCGUCCAGGACUUGAACUCCACCGGCCUGCAAGUUGGCUUGGAUGUCAACGUCUCUCAUAUAUCUCUGGACCAGACGAAAACAGCCUACAUGAUCGGCUCUGCUGUCAUCUGCGGCAUCUACGUCCUCUGUGCAGUCAUUUUGUUCUUUGGUGUGAGAGAACACAAAGAACUGGGCCGAUUGAAGUCGGACCGUUCCAUGUCGUUCCUCCAAGGGCUGCGCCUGGUCAUGAGUCAUGGGCCGUACGCUAAGCUUGUCAUGGGUUUCCUCUUUACCUCCCUGGCCUUUAUGCUCCUUGAAGGAAACUUUGCACUGUUUUGCAGCUAUACACUGGGCUUCAGAAAUGACUUUCAGAACAUUCUCCUUGUUAUUAUGCUCUCCGCUACCCUGAUGAUCCCUUUCUGGCACUGGUUCUUGACGAAGUUCGGAAAGAAGACGGCAGUGUUCCUAGGCACCGCGUCAGUCAUUCCUUUCAUGAUCCUGCUGGUCUGCGUGAGGAGCAGCCUCAUCGUGACAUACGUGUUGACCUUUGCCGCUGGUGCCAGUGUGGCGGCUGCCUUCCUCUUGCCAUGGUCCAUGCUCCCUGACGUGAUUGAUGACUUCCAGGUGAAGAACCCGGGCUCUCGCGGCCACGAGGCCAUCUUCUACUCCUUCUACGUCUUCUUUACCAAGUUUGCCUCUGGCAUCUCCCUGGGCAUUUCCACUCUGAGCCUUAAAUUCGCAGGGUAUGUGACCAGAGGCUGCUCCCAGCCAGACGCCGUGCACUUAACCCUGAAGUUGCUGGUAUCGGCCGCACCCAUCACGCUAAUCCUUCUGGGCCUCCUCAUAUUCUUGGUGUACCCCAUCAACGAGGAGGUCCGUCAAGGCAACCGCAAGCUGCUGCAGGAGCUCAGGGACAGCCAACCGGACUCGGAGGACUCUACUGAGCUGGGAACUGUGUAGGAUGCAGGCCACGCCUCCAGCGGAAUACUGCAGGAAGGGUGGGGGAGGCUUUGCCUCGAGUGUUGAGCACCAAGUGCUCAACCACAUCAAAGGCACUGUGUUGUUCACCAACCCCCCCACCCUCACCAGAGACCUUUGGGGGUCAAGGUCACUCGGGCUUCUCGCUACAUGGACCAGCAGGCAUUGAGAGAUUGUGAGCCCUUACAGACAAAAUGCCAAUGUUACAAAAGACGUUUCUGGGGUUUUUUUUUUUUUUUUUUUU
This is a messenger RNA of Brienomyrus brachyistius, 1973 nucleotides long. RefSeq names its product major facilitator superfamily domain containing 2ab (gene mfsd2ab). Lineage: Eukaryota; Metazoa; Chordata; Actinopteri; Osteoglossiformes; Mormyridae. Gene Ontology annotation, biological process: carbohydrate transport. Gene Ontology annotation, molecular function: lysophospholipid:sodium symporter activity. The transcript has 14 exons. The record is from RefSeq and is a predicted model, not a curated record. Bases 125 to 1711 code for a protein of 528 amino acids. Gene Ontology annotation, cellular component: membrane.